AUGGAGCUGCUAUUCAGGGACGUGACGCUGAGUCUGAGCCAGCAGACGAUUCUGAACGGAGUGAGUGGAUUCUGUCGACCGGGUGAGAUGCUGGCCAUCAUGGGACCGACCGGAUCCGGUAAGACGUCAUUGCUAAACGUUCUUGCUGGAAGGAUAUCGCAGAUCGAACGCGGAAGUAUCUUCCUUGACGGCCACGUGUUGAAUAAGACGCUCAAGCGGAAGAUCGUCUACAUUCUCCAGCAGGAUAUUUUCUUCACGAAUCUCACCUUACGACAAACGCUCACGUUUAUGGCCUUACUCCGACUUCCUGACACGAUGAGAUACGAGGAGAAAAUUCGCAGAGUCGACGAAAUAGUGGCGACUCUAGACCUUCGCAAGUGCCUCGAUGUUCGUAUUGGAGAUCAACUCACAGGCGGCCUGUCUGGUGGAGAGAAGAAGAUAGCAAACAUCGCCACCGAGCUUUUGUCGAAUCCCGAACUCAUGUAUAUUGAC
This is a messenger RNA of Priapulus caudatus, 492 nucleotides long. Its product is annotated as ABC transporter G family member 14-like. The transcript has 4 exons. Gene Ontology annotation, cellular component: plasma membrane. The record is from RefSeq and is a predicted model, not a curated record. NCBI's taxonomy places the organism in Eukaryota, Metazoa, Priapulida, Priapulimorpha, Priapulimorphida, Priapulidae. Gene Ontology annotation, molecular function: ATP binding; ATP hydrolysis activity. The annotation marks the transcript as partial.